UGCCGGGAGGAUGGCAGCGCCAGCGGAGCCCAGCCGCCGAAUCCGCCCGCUGCUGCCCGGGCUGUAGCCAGGUUGUGAAUGCAGAUUCAGAGAUCCAAACUGGACCAGCUUGAACAGCUGAGUGUCAAGGGAAAGCCGAAUAAACGCAGCACUACAUCUGGCUGGAGCUUCAGCCACACCUGACCGCAUCACUGCAGAAACUGGGAAAUAUAAGUGAAACUGAAGCACUUCUGAAGCAAGUGCAGCUCCUGACAUUUGCACCGCAGGAAGCGAUGGAAUUAUGCAGGAGAGCAAGAAGUAUUUGGCAGAUUUGACCACGCUGUGGGGAAGGGAAGUGUCUCAUUCUUAGCAGGAAUGUGCAACUAUUUACUCUUGGAAAGGGGGAGUGCCAUGAGAUCUAUUGAAGUGAUUGUCUGUUUGUGGUUGUUGCAAAUCGCUUUGCAGCCCUUCUGGGACUGAAAUAGUACGGGUCCAUUGGGGCAAAUCAUAUGUUGGACAGUGUUAUUUUUUUAAAGUCUCUGCUCUUUGAGGCUACACCUGGUACAAGCAUUGAUACUGCAGCUCCUUUUAGCAGGCAGAGAGAGGGAGAGAGGGGGCAGAGGUCAGAAAGAAAAAAAAGUCCUCAAAAUCUCCCUUUUUGCUAGGCUGUUCUGUACCAUGGGAUGUAGGCAAAGCUCUGAGGAGAAAGAGGCAGCGCGGCGGUCCCGAAGGAUUGACCGCCACCUGCGCUCUGAGAGUCAGCGACAACGACGUGAGAUCAAGCUCUUACUUCUUGGCACUAGUAAUUCUGGGAAAAGCACCAUCGUCAAGCAGAUGAAAAUUAUUCACAGUGGUGGCUUUAAUUUAGAGGCUUGCAAGGAGUACAAGCCUUUGAUUAUCUAUAAUGCUAUUGACUCCCUCACACGCAUUAUCCGCGCUCUGGCCACCCUUAAGAUUGAGUUUCACAAUCCUGACAGAGCCUAUGAUGCAGUGCAGCUUUUUGCUUUGACAGGCCCAGCUGAAAGCAAAGGUGAGAUCACACCUGAGCUGCUUGGUGUCAUGAAAAGACUCUGGGCUGACCCCGGUGUGCAAGAGUGUUUCUGUCGCUCCAAUGAGUACCACUUAGAGGACAAUGCUGCCUAUUACUUGAAUGACCUCGAAAGGAUUGCAGCAUUGGACUAUAUUCCUACAGUUGAAGAUAUUCUGCGCUCUCGGGACAUGACUACAGGGAUUGUGGAAAAUAAGUUUACCUUCAAAGAGCUGACUUUCAAAAUGGUGGAUGUGGGUGGGCAGAGAUCUGAGCGCAAAAAAUGGAUCCAUUGUUUUGAGGGGGUUACAGCAAUAAUUUUCUGCGUGGAGCUGAGUGGAUAUGACUUGAAGCUGUAUGAAGAUAACCAAACAAGCCGAAUGGCAGAGAGUCUUCGCCUUUUUGACUCCAUUUGCAACAACAACUGGUUUAUCAACACCUCCCUCAUCCUUUUCCUGAAUAAGAAGGAUCUACUGGCAGAAAAAAUUCGCCGCAUCCCUCUAACAGUUUGUUUUCCUGAGUACAAAGGCCAAAACACUUAUGAGGAGGCAGCUGUCUAUAUCCAACGGCAGUUUGAGGAUUUGAAUCGCAACAAGGAGACCAAGGAGAUCUAUUCGCAUUUCACUUGUGCUACGGAUACCAGUAAUAUCCAGUUUGUGUUUGAUGCGGUGACAGAUGUCAUCAUCCAGAACAAUCUCAAGUACAUUGGCCUUUGCUAAGGAGCCAUGCAAAUGUGUUUGGUUUCUCAAGGUGAUGCAAAAGAGGCCAACUGCCUGUCCUGCCAAUUGAAAUACCAGGGCAGCGUUUGGAAGACCGAGUCAUGGAAGGGAGAAAUAUGAAGUAUGUUCACAGAUCCCUUUAGCUGCCUAAAUACAUUUUUUUGCAAAAAAAAAAAAAGUUAAAUGUUUUGGAAUGUGCAAGGCCUCUCUCUAAAUGGUGAGGUUUUAAACUGUAUGGAAAUGUUUUCACUACUAUUACCACACCACUGGUUCAUUCUAUGUGUUUAAUUUAUUUUUCCUGAGAUGGUAACACUAUCCUAUUCUGUGUAAGAGACAGAUCGUUGUCUUUGCUGUCUUAGAAACCAUUUAAUGUCAAGGAGAUGCAGAGCUGGUUUAGUGGGAGAGAGGGCUUAUGUUGUGGUUCUUUUUCCUUCUAAGAGGUUAGAGAACUGUCAUACCUACAAAUAUUGAUUCUUAACAACAUCCUGAUUCACAGUCAGUAGAUGCAUAUAAAGACGGAUCAUGUAUACAAAAGAAAACAACUUGCAGCAGGUACAGAGUACAUACUAAGUAAACAUGUUGUCUUUGCAUCAUAGGUACUCGUAUUCUGCCUGUUGGAAGAGUUGAUAGUGCAGAAGAGUGCUGUGAGUUCCUAUCCAACCUGUAGCCCUUUUUGCUGUUUAGGCCUUCAAAAUAUGCAGCAAAAAAAGAUAAAUGAAAGAAAUUAUUAAAUAAAGACUAGGCCAAAUUACGGUCAGUGUUUCUUCUACCAGAGAGGAAUUUUAUACAUCAAAAGUCUUCUUUUACAUCCUUUUUUUUUUGCCAAAUAAUUGUGCUCUUUCACAAAAACUCUAAAAGUUUAAUAAGUGGUUGGGUGUUCUUUUUUUAAAAAAAAGUACAGAUAUAUAUCAAAAAGAAGACAUUUUGGAAAAUAUUGUUUUGUGUCUGGAUUUAUGAGUGUGCCAAUGGACAAAUCUAUUAUGUUGCUCCAAGGAAAUUCUGAGACAUAUGGCAACAUUUACAACAGCCUUUCCAAAAACAGGAGCCAAUGAAACUGUACAAUAUAGCCUUUUCUCUUCUUUUUUUGGUGUUUUUUAUUUUUAAACUAUGUGCUGUAAUUACUAGGUGAACAGAUGAGUGAUAUGAACAAUACCUAAAUGUCUUGAUAUUUAAAUUUUUAAAAUUAAAAAUGCAGUUUAGUGAAAUUAAAUAAGUUGAAGCAAUGCAUUCUUCGGCUUCCUUUCAUCCUGUAUACAAAUAAUACUGGAUGGUGUAUUAUUCUAGCAAAUUUUCAAGCAAGUUUGAAUGCCCAAGAAACUGUGUGAUAUAACUAGAAACACUCACACAGAUGCACAGCCAUUGGUGAUGCUACUCUCCUCACCUUCCUCGGGUCCCAUGCAAAAGAUGUCUUAGAGGAUUCAGAACUACACGUGUAAAUAAAUAUUCAAGAACUGUAAAGCACAUAAAUGUGUUCACACUUUCUGUCACAUACACACAUAGCAAGAAUUCAGGGAGAAUCUUCUUCUCCCUCCUUCUGUUUCCCACUUGUGUAAAAAUUUAGUGCAAAUUCUCAGCCAAGGGCUCUAAGAAAAAUAUAGAAACAAUGAAUGAAAAUGCAGUUACAGGCUGUUCACUUCAAGAAAAUAAAUCAUCUGAAUGAUCCCAACUA
Messenger RNA from Heteronotia binoei (common prickly gecko), 3394 nucleotides. It is a transcript of the gene GNAZ, whose product is annotated as G protein subunit alpha z. NCBI's taxonomy places the organism in Eukaryota, Metazoa, Chordata, Lepidosauria, Squamata, Gekkonidae. Gene Ontology annotation, molecular function: GTPase activity; G-protein beta/gamma-subunit complex binding; G protein-coupled receptor binding. The transcript has 3 exons. Gene Ontology annotation, cellular component: heterotrimeric G-protein complex. Bases 658 to 1725 code for a protein of 355 amino acids. Gene Ontology annotation, biological process: adenylate cyclase-modulating G protein-coupled receptor signaling pathway. The record is from RefSeq and is a predicted model, not a curated record.